Hevea brasiliensis (rubber tree) is the source of this 1790-nucleotide messenger RNA. Its product is annotated as protein BIG GRAIN 1-like B. Lineage: Eukaryota; Viridiplantae; Streptophyta; Magnoliopsida; Malpighiales; Euphorbiaceae. The transcript has a single exon. Gene Ontology annotation, biological process: auxin-activated signaling pathway. The record is from RefSeq and is a predicted model, not a curated record. The coding region runs from base 352 to 1752 and encodes 466 amino acids.
GAAGGAAGGAAUGCCAUUUUGUUUCUCAUUGGAGCGUUAGUCAUUGCUCUCCUCUCCCCCUCUUUUUCUUCAUGUUUCCUUCUUCUUUAUCUCAAGCUAAAAACCCAGAUAAUUUUUAGUACCAUAAACAAAUCUUUGCUUCAAUCGUGCCCAUUUUCUUUUUUCACAUGAUUUGAUAUCACUUCUCUCUCUCUCUCUCUCUCUCUCUCUAUUGCAGCCUUUCGGCCUCUCUAAACAGACAAAAAAAGAGAACCCAAUCUCAAGGCCUCUUCUUGUUUCUCUCUCUGUUUCCACAUAACUCUGUGCGUGUGUGUGUGUAAUCCUUGUUUUGCACAUUUCCACAGAGAAACCAUGCAUAGGUGGGAGAAAGCGAUGAGAGAAGAUCGAUACAAGCACAAGGGCAAGAACCCAUCUUUCUCUUCCAGUCUUCUCGAUGAAAUCUACCGUUCCACCGGUGAAGGUGACACGAAGCAUGAAGAUUUGAAAUUUUACAGUGAAACAAUAAUGGCCAAGAAGCACAGUAAAGGUUCCAGUUUAGAAAGUGGUAGAGCCAUUGAAGAGAAUAAAGAAAUGGAAGCUCUUCGCCGAGCUUGUUUGAUCGAGAAAUGGAUGGACUACAAGGUGAGCCAAAAGGUCAGCACGCAACAUAGCAGAAAUAAGUUGACGGAAUUCGAAAGAAAAUCACAACUUGAACAUGAUCUAGACCAGGAUGUUCUGUUCUUUAGUUCCACUUCUAGCUCCUCAGAUUCUAGCUCCGGUGGAUUCUCAUCCUCUGAUUCAGAAUCCUUCAACGGUGCAAGAUCAAGGUCUUCUUCCUUCUUCCCACCAAGGCCUAAGCCUGUGAGGACCAGCGUCUCAACUCUAUCAGAAAAAACAGAGAAAACAGAGAGAACAGGAGGGACUCUGUUUUAUGAACAGAGGGAAUUGCAUAUGUUUAGUGAUUAUCACUACAGCUCCGUUACAGAGCAGACAGCAAGGGUUGAAGAGAACGUAAUCAAGUCGAAAUCAAGAGCCUUAAAGAUUUACAACAAUCUAAAGAAGGUGAAACAGCCAAUUUCACCAGGUGGUAAGCUUGCAAACUUCAUCAAUUCUAUAUUCACAACUGGAAACACAAAGAAAUCAAAGAGUUCUUCUUCCAUUAGCAAUUCUGAUGAAGAUUGGAAAUCGAAGCCAGGACAGGCAACAUCAACUUGCUCUUCUGCUUCAUCCUUCUCAAGAUCAUGCUUAAGCAAGAGUUCACCAUCCACAAGGGAAAAACUUCGCAAUGGGGUUAAAAGGUCUGUUCGAUUUUAUCCUGUUAGUGUUAUCGUUGACGAAGAUUGCAGACCAUGUGGACACAAAUCCUUAUACCACGAAGAAGAAUCAUCCAGUCUCAUGUCUGUUUCUCCGCCGAAUGCAUGGAAAGUUGGGAAAUCUCCAUCAAGAAAAGUGGAUGAUGAGCUCAAGUACCAAGUAAUGGAAAAGACUAGGAAAGUGGAGGAAGUCGCAAGAGAGUUCUUGAAAGAUUAUCAUCAAAACCAGAAGAAAAAUGAUGAUCUUAUUAUGAGGAAUGUUUUCUGCAAUUACAAUGAUCAUUUGCAGGAUGAAGAUGAUGAUAUUGAUGACGAUGAUAUAAGUUGUUCGAGUUCAGAUUUGUUCGAACUCGAUCAUCUUUCGGUAAUUGGAAAGGAUAGGUAUUGUCAAGAGCUUCCUGUGUAUGAAACUACUCAUGUUGAUACUAAUCGUGCCAUAGCUAAUGGCUUAAUAAUGUAGUUUUCAAGAAUAUCGUAUAGAGCAAAAAUAUUUAUCAA